UCCACGGACGAGAGAUCCGCCUGUUAUGUUUUCUCAGGGUGGAAGUCAUUUUCCAUCCAGAUUCCAGACUGGGAGAGAAAAAACGUCGGCGACCAAACAUCCAAAUGGAGGUUGAGUAGCAUAAAACGGGUUAUUGGCGCUGUUUUUAUUGGGAAUGCAUCAGGCUAGCUAGCCGAGAGGAGCAUCGGCGUUUCAUUUCGGCUUGGCUCUUUGUUGGAGAGGUAGAUCCAGACGGAGCCCAGCGGUGGUGGCAUCAUUUCAGGUUUUUACAGACCAGAUAUGCUCUCCUGAAUCUCCGCCUUGUUUCUUCACUCUAUUUAUCCUGGUCGUUCACUUUGCCAUAAUGAACCACAGCCCCAGCCCCCACUUGUCUGAAGGCGGGAAGUCAGCCGGAGGUGGCCUUCUCUGCAGCAUCGGUCUGGGGUCGGACCGGGGGAUCCGCUCCCCAGACAGCCUGGCCCACACGCCCAGCCCUACUGGGGGAACUCCCAGUUCCAGCCCCCCUCUGUUGCUGUCGCCUGGACUUGGAGGUCUGGGUCUAGGCCCUCUGGGUGAAGGAGUUGGAGGUGACUGGGAGACCAGGGAGGAGUUGAGACUCAGGGAACUGGAGGAAGCUCGAGCCAGGGCAGCCCAGAUGGAAAAGACCAUGAGGUGGUGGUCCGACUGCACAGCCAACUGGAGAGAGAAGUGGAGUAAGGUCCGUGCCGAACGGAACAGAGCUCGGGAUGAGAUCCGGCAGCUGAGGCAGCGGCUGGAUACCCUCACCAAGGAGCUGACUGGGGUCCGGCGGGAGCGGCAGGAACUUGCCACCGAAAACGAGGCGCUACGCCAGGAGACACUGCAUCUCCGGGGCGACCCCACUGCUCACCCGGCUACCGGCACAUCUUCCUUACCUUUGUCACCUCUUCAUCACAGUGCUUCCUCCUCUUCCUCAUCUGCUACCCCCUCUUCCCCUGCACCGUCUCUCUCGCCCUCUAAGGUCAUAACAGACUGCAAGUUUGAGGAGGGACCACCAGGGUCUCCCGAAGCAGAACCGGUGAGGGAUGUGGACUUGGACAGAGAGAAGAUGGGCCAGCAGAAGGACUUGGAGCUGCUUGAGUCAGUCUUGCAUUGUGGAGCACCAGGUUCUGACGCUCAGGACAGCUGGAGCAGUCGGGGUGUCAGCGCAACCGGCUCCCGCUCGUCAUCAUGUCUGAGCCGGCAGGAACGGAGCAGGCAGCUGUGGGAGGACAUGAGCUCAGUGGAGGAAGAUUCCAGCAAGCUCAACGCCCUGCAGCUCAGACUCGACGAAUCGCAGAAAGUCUUGCUGAAAGAGAGAGAAGACAAGCUGGCCCUGAGUAAGAGCAUUGAGAGACUGGAGACUGAACUCAGCCAGUGGAAACUGAAAUACGAGGACCUUAGUAAAAGCAAACAAGAAGCGCUCAAACAGCUGAAUCUGUUGAAGGAAAUGCAUCAGGAUGAACUAGGCCGCAUCUCUGAAGACUUGGAAGAUGAACUGGGAGCACGGACCAAUAUGGAUAAAAAACUGGCUGAGCUUCGAGCUGAGAUGGAGAGACUGCAGGUGGAGAACGCUGCAGAGUGGGGCCGCAGGGAGCGCUUGGAGACGGAGAAACUGGCCCUGGAGAGGGACAACAAAAAGCUGCGGGCUCAGGUGGAAGACCUGGAGGAGCAACUGGCCAAGAAACGUCGGCAGGCCGCCUCGGCACUUGACACAGACUUGAAGGCCAUCCAGAGCGAGUUGUUUGAGAGAAACAAGGAGUUGGCCGAUCUUCGUCAUGUUCAUGCAAAGCUCAAGAAGCAGUUCCAGGAGCGCACUGCGGAACUGGCCCAUGCCAACCGAAGGGUGGAGAGCCACGACAGCGAGGUCAAGAAGCUCCGUCUGAGGGUGGAGGAGCUGAAAAAAGAACUGGGCCAGGCUGAAGACGAGCUGGAUGAAUCUCAUAACCAGACAAGGAAACUGCAGAGGUCUCUGGAUGAGCAGGUAGAGCAGACUGAGAAUCUGCAGGUCCAACUGGAACACUUGCAGUCAAGGCUGAGGCGGCAGCAGCAGAGUCCUGCUCUGUUUGGGAAGAUGCGAUCCGCUCGCUUUGGUCCUGAAAACCCAGAUGGCCCAAGAAGUGAUGUUGAUGAGGAAGAGGAGGACCUGCAGUUACAGAUUCCAUGACAUAUGUCCCCAUCCACAAAUGAACAGGAUAUUGGGACGUCAGCAGUCACAUGAACAAUAUGAAGUCUAGGAAGUGUUUUGCAGAAAGGGUGAAGUAUUACUGGACAUGAAAAUAUCCCAAAACUUUCAUCUAGAUUUAAAUCCAAAAGUCAGUGUCUGUUUCUUGUUCAAACUGUAAAUUCAUGUAGACUUCUCAGGAUGUCAAAUAAUUUCUGGUCAUGAAUUAAUCAAAUCUGAACAGUCAGCAGGUCUUCUUUUAGGAGACCUAGACCACAAGAUUUAAAUCAGGCUGCACCGUGCCAAGCACACACCAGGAGCCUCAUGUAUAAAAGAGUGCACAACUUUCACACUAAAAACUGACAUACGAAAAAAUUGUGAAAAGUGCAGCACACAAAAAUAUUCAGAUGUAUAAAACCAUGCGUAUGCACAUACCUGAGCUCAUUUCCUUUAUAAAUCCUAAUUUGCAGGAAAUAGAGCGCAGCUGCUGGUCUGUCCUGUCGCCACAUAUGUAAAUUAGUAUAAAUGCCCAGAAGGCUGCCACCACAAGCAGCAAUAACCAUGGCAACGGUUUUUGCAUGUAGCAGUAUGAAUAUUUAAAAUUAUUAUUAUUACGUAUCCUAAAAGGUGCUUUCAGGGCAUAUAAGAUCACCUCACAAAAAAUAAAAAUAAUACAUUUUAGAGAAAAAAUUCCAAAAAGAAAAUUAAAUGGAAAUGCUUGUUUGAACAGCAGAGCUUUCAACUGAGAUUUAAAGACAGACAGCGUGCCAGAGAGUCCUUUGGGGUGAGUAGGGAAUGUGGAAGUUUAUUCUAUAAUAAUAGAGAAAUCAUGUGUAUUGCACAUUUACAGAAUGGAGAUGCUUUCUAUUCAUAAAGGUGUAUUCAGAAAGCUGGCAUAGCUUGACUGAAGGAUGAUUGUCUGACCCAGGGGUGCCCAAAGUCGGUCCUAGAGGGCCGGCAUCCUGCACGUUUUAGUUCUCUCCCUGGUGGUACCAACAACCUUUUCAGCAGGUCAAUGUUCUUCUUAGGCCUUCUAACGAGCCAUCAUUUGAUCCAGGUGCUUUAAACCAGGGAGAGAACUAAAACAUGCAGGAUGCCGGCCCUCCAGGAGCGACUUUGGGCACCACUGGGACCUGUCAGCAGGUCCAGCUGAACCUGCACUGGUAACUCAUAGCUCCUUUAAGUUCUGCACAGAGAUCCAGGAUGAUCAGUCUGGACAAUCUAAAUGCUAAUAAACCAUCUUCAACAUUUCCCAGCAGAUCAAUAUGUCUCUGAUAAAACGAUCCCUCGGAUUUCUACUAUUGCUGGGUUGAAGAUGAUGUAGCACCGACGUCAUCCAAUGCAGAUGGAGGGCAAGAAGUAAAUUCAGAAUGUUUAUUUCUGCUGAUCCAGCAUCAAAAUGCCAAAAGUCUGUGUCCUGUAUGGUUGUUCCAACCGUUCUAAUAGAGAGAAAGAUAAACAUUAUCUUUUACAUUUACUAACUUGUAAAGGUAGUUGAUCACAGGAUUCGUGUCUGGCCAUGAACACAGGGUUUCUGUAUCGCUGAGAAUGGUUGACCUACACUGGACCUGAAUCUAGCGUCCUACAACGACUCAACAUUAACAUACAACUUCAGCAUGAAGUUGGGUUUACAGAAGAUAAAUAAAUUAUUUACCAGCACAUAAAAAUAACGUGUUAGUUUGUUGUUAGUGAUACCAUUGUUAUCGUAGACUAAUUGCUUAAAAUAGCACAACUCACUACUCACCCGGCAGAAACAAGUCAACAGUCAUUUAAUGCUUCUUUUGAUCCUAAAUGGUCGACCCAACCUUAAACAAAAUAUUUGUAUGUUUCCAGGUUUUUGAAAACUUUCUUCUGGCUCAUUGUAUAAUAUGAGGUUGCAGCACCAGAUAGUUACAGUAUGUCGAUCUCCUCGACGCCGGGUAAAUCCUCAAGAUUGUAUGACAAGUCUUUUUAUUCGACGAGAUGAUAUGGGUCACAUCCUAAAUAUAUGUGUAUUUUUCCGAGAUACCUUGUCUGUUCCAGCCUAUUUAGAGCAUUGGCGUACUCACUGUGAUCCAUUUUUCUCUGUUUUGAACUGGACCACUUCCGGACCUCCAUCUGAAUUUCGCACGUCAUCCGGGUCAUUUGUCUGAAACUCAGCAUUUGGCGAUGCUCUCCAUCCGAGCCAAAGCAUUCCACAAUUAUACAGCACACCUUUGCACAGCUACUUUAUCUACACAUCUUGAUCACCUUUAAAUUUUUCAAACCUCACCUGUUUGGAGUUAAUCUGCUUAUCUGACUCAAUUUUCUUUUUCAGUGAUAAUAAAUAUUACCCUGCAGAUAACAUGCAUUUUUUUCAUGCGUUUCGGCGCAUAGACCGAUCCGUUACAUCUUUAUGUGACGAGCUGAGGAAAUUUACUAUGUACAUUCAAGUGAGGUGUUCACCUCCCUUUAUUUUAUUUAUUUUGUAUGUGUGUUAUGUUAUUGUCUGAGGAUAACUGUGGUUCAGUUUCAUCGUUUACAUUUAAACAAUGAAAGAUUAGAAUUGUGAAAAAACAUCGGGUUCAAUGCUCCUUGGGUUAAAUAACACUGAAUGGAGUCAGAUCUCACUGUAUUUAGGUGAGUUUUGGCGCUUUGUUGUUUAUUGUCCACAAAAUUUGAGUGGCUGCCGCACAUUUUCACAGGGGGUAGAAAGUUUGCACUUUCAUUUUUAUACAUGCCAACUUGUGCGUAAAAUAUGGUGCCGCACAUUUUUUGUGCGUACGCAUGAGGCCCCUGGUCCUGACGAGGCUACGCACUCGCUAAAUCUCACAUAUAUAUGAGAGGCCCCAUGGGCCAAAACUUACUGACUCUCGCAUAUACCAUCAAACUCCUAUACAUAGACCAAUAUGCUCUCAAAUCAACCUUUCAUACUCCAUUAAAAAUAUGUUUUUCCCUGAAGGAAAGUCUAUAUGUGAAUAUAAAAAAAUAUUGUAAAUAAAAUAGUUCACUAAAAUGUGAAAUCAACUAAAAUGAUUUAGCAAUUUUAAUUACAUUUUCUUUUUUGCUUGAGGAAAAAGUGCUUACAAAUAACAGUUGUGAAAUUAUGUAAUGUGUUUUAACAUGGAGGCUGAAGAAACUCCUCCUGGCACUUGAGGACUGUGCAGUUUACCUCUUAAUUUAAAAAAAAAACUUUCCUGAUACAUUUUGGUUAUUUUAAGGUUGUUUUUUGUGAACACAUUGCAAAUAGUAGAAACAUAUUGGUAACGCACAAAAAAGCAAUAUUGAUGUAUUUAUAGCCACACUAUAAAUUUUAAAUUCAUACCGAAUUCAGUUAGAUUGCCUUUUCAAUGGGUGGUCCAGCUACCCAACGGUUGCAUCAUUGCUUUUAAUGAGGUUGGACAAACCACAAAACCAAAGAAAAAGUGGCAAACUGUUUGAUUUAAAUAUGAUAAAAUAAAACAUGUUAGGCCUCCGGUCAUGAGGGACUGAACUACAGGAGGUUGGUAUAAGAACUAUUAAUCCCAUAGGUUCCAAAAUAUGUUUCACUGUCUCUUCCUUUUUCCAAUGCUCCCUGCCUCCCAUCCCAUGGUGGUAUUCUUCCCUAUCAAGCGUAAUAUGAUAGGGAUAAUUAAAUUCAUGAAACUCUCUCGCAAUCUGUGCCACACCACCUGAUUCUUCCUGCCCAAACCAAUUCUAGUCCUCAAGGCCUGGAGUCCAAAAACUUACACAUGUUCCUGAAUCAACAAUUAUCUCAUCAGUAUCAGUAGUAGUAGUAGUGUACUCAUGUUGAAGUGGAGACACAUUUAAAAGUUGCAGGACACUUGUGGACUGGAAGUGAUGACCCCUAAUGUACAGACAUCGAGAGAUAAGGUCAGUUUGUUUUUUAACGAGUUCUCCCUCCCAUUAGGCCACAGGAUUGGAAAAAAAUGGGCAGCUGCUGUUCCACUGAUGAACUUAUUCUAGAGACAGACAGGUUUAAAAUGCAGUUUUUUGUUUCCAAGAGUGUUGUCCUGCUCAUGAAGCAGGUUUAAACAACUGUUAAAAUUGUUGUUUAAACCUGUUAAUAUUAAUUUCUAUGAGACUGAACUUUUCGUUCUGUCUCAUAGAAAUUAAUAUUAAUGUAAUAAAAUUGUAUUUCAUUUUAUGAUGAAAACUUGUCAGGGCCUUGAAAUAACAUCUUUACAUCCAAAUGGUAAUCUUGACCUUUGGGAUCACAUAUUUUUGCUUUGAAAACACUAAUUGGCUAUAUAUUGCACGAUUUUAAUAUUUUUUUAUGUUUCCACAGUAAAUUAUUUUUUUCUCACAAACAUCAUGGUGAAUGUGAGAUUGAAUGGUGUAUUGUAUAAAUAAGAAUAAUUAAAAGUGUGACUUUGAGCCAGGAUCAGACUCAUCUGUCGUUGUGGUUGAUGGUAAAGUUUGACAGCUCUUCAGACUGGAGCUGUGAGGUCUAGGUGCAAAAAAGAACUAAUAUGACCUUUUAAUAAACUUUCACAAAUUAAGUAAAUUUUUUAUAGUUCACAAACUUAAGUUUCUAAAUGUUAUGUUAUUGGUGAAGAAUAAUCUAAUCCAGGUUUGAAGUUUCUAAAUUGUGUAGUUUUUAAACUAGAGCAGAUAAAAGAUUCUCAAGAUGGUGAGAAAAAAUGUGGAAUUGCCCUUUAGCCAUUUCCUGAAGUAAUAAGUGAAAGCCAACUUCAGCUUCAUAACUGAAGCUGAAGUUCAGCAUUUACUGCAGCAGCAGAUGCCCAGUCUCUGACUGUCAGCUCGUAUCUAACAUUUCAGAUAUUGCUCAUAUUACUGUGGAAGCAUUUACUAUAUUAUUUAGAAGACUCAUUACUUAAAUGCCUGAGUGGCUUCUGCUCAGCUAUUUUCUCCUAAAACCCAUGACAAUCUUCUUUAUUACAGGCGUCCAAUCAGAAACUGAGAAUUGAAGAUAAUUUCCUUUUCCAUCAAACUCUCUCACACAUACCACUAUACUCAUCCACACAGACCACCAUUAAUUCUCACUUUCACAAUCAAACCCUCCUAUAUUUACUGAUAUUCUCAUGUUCUGUCAUUCAAUCUCACAUUUACUAUCAUGUUUUCAUAAUAACGAAGCUACAUAAAUGGAGAUAAUGGUUGAAUAUUUUUGUAGAAAUUUAAACUACAAUCAGUUUAAUUUGGAAAUACAAUAAACUCAAAAAUGAAACUUAAAAAAAUAUGUUUAUUGAAGGAUAAAAUAAUUUAAUAAUGAAUACAUCUCUGGCUUUUGCAAAAUUUCAUUAUGCUUUUUUUGUAAAUAUAAAUUUAAUAUUAUAUAUUUAAUAUAAAAAAUUUAUAAAUAUUUAAGUUUAUUUCAAACAGAUAUUUUUGGUGUGUGUUUGGUAAUACUGCACAUAAGAGAGUUAAUUAGUAUAUGUAAAAGAGUUUGAUGGUAUAUGCAAGAGAGUUUGUAGGUUUUGGCCCAUGGGGCCUCUCAUACAUAUGAUUUGAUGUAUUUACAAAGGCAUACAACAAGCAGACAACAACCAGUGGCUGGAGUGAGACUCCAUGUCUCAUAGGAUGAGUGCAUGUGUUACUAUAUCAUCAGAAUCCAGUUUGUGUCAUCAGUUUUUAAUUUUACCUCAAAUGCACAAAUACUGCAGCUUUCUUAUUUGAACAGUGCUACUGUAAAAAACGAGCUCAAUCCUUCAUUUACAUAAGCAGUAUCUAUAUAUCACCCUAUGUUGUUUUUCAGAUGAAAAGUCUGUUCUGCUGGCUGAAGUGUUAAUUGAUGAUCUUGAUAUCAUCCUUGGGUUCAACUUACUGUUCUGAUGUUUUUCUAUAUUUCAUACCCAUCCUGCAAAACUGAACCUGCAAACAAUGAUAUGCUGCAGCUGCUUGAUGGAUGAUUGUCCGACUGUAAGCAACAUUAGCUUAUAAACCCUAUUGUAAAUGAUCUGGAAGUGAUGUAUUUAAUAUGGCUGCAGCUGAUCAAUGACAACAAAACCAUGUUAGUAUUAAACCAGGAGAAAGCAUCAGUUAACAUAUGUAUAGAUACUGAAGGAUGAGAAGCUGAGAGAGACUCUGUUACUUGGGAAAUAACAGUCCAUCAGUGAGACGUGCUUCUGGGAUGGAAAAUAUCCCACAAAGAUAUGGUCAGGUCAAGUUUGGAAAAUACCAACAAGUUAGACAUGGAGAAAGCUCUGACCUCUUGGUAUGAAGUCAAAUGUCUACUUCAUUUUACCAAUCAGGCAGUAUGUCUGAAGCACUGUCCACACACCAACUCCAUCAGCACAACCAAGAUGCUUGAGAACUGAUAAAACUUGAGACACUGACUGGUUGUUUAUUUCUGCAGAUCUUUGCUGUUAAUUAUACCCAGAAGUAUCUUUAUUGGUGUCCGUCUUUUCAAUUUUUUUUACAUUUUCUGUGUGAACCCCCAGAUUUCAGUCUGAGCUUCAGUGACAUUGUGGUUAAAAUGAAAGUGCUAAAACUCAGCAGACUUCUUUGUUACACUUUAAGUUUCAGUCAAAGUUGACACUUUGCACCAACUUUUAAACUUCCGAAUUUAUAACUCAUCCUGUGACUUGCAUUCAGACCAACUAUGUACUUCCUCUGCUCACUGGGACAUGCUGAUGUGAUUACUUGUUGAUGGUCAUCUUAAAUAAUGUACAGUUCUGCAUAAACAGUUGUGGAAUUUUUCAAUUUUCCUCCUCAAAUUCCUAAAGUUAGGAUCAAGAGAGGGAGUAAAUGUGUCAUGAAAGAAUGAAUCACAGUUAAUGCAAGCCAAUGUCAUUGCUUUGAGUUUUUAAUGUUGAAACUAGCAGGUAUUGAAGAGGAGGCUAUGUUUGAGGACUAUGUCUCUGCUCCUCUCGGUCUCAGUACUUACCCACUGAAUCCACAAUCACUCUGCCUCAGGCUUAUCUCUGAUGCUGGAAGAGGACCAAUAUAUUUGUAAUGAUCGUCACUCUGUAUUCCUACUAUUUAUGCUGUUGUUAUAAAUGUGUUUUUAUAAAGGUUGUGCACCACAGUCGUUUCUAUUAUCUCUAUAAAUGUCAACUGUACAUACAAAGAAA
Messenger RNA from Xiphophorus couchianus (Monterrey platyfish), 9153 nucleotides. It is a transcript of the gene ccdc102a, whose product is annotated as coiled-coil domain containing 102A. The transcript has 10 exons. NCBI's taxonomy places the organism in Eukaryota, Metazoa, Chordata, Actinopteri, Cyprinodontiformes, Poeciliidae. The record is from RefSeq and is a predicted model, not a curated record. Bases 344 to 2164 code for a protein of 606 amino acids. Gene Ontology annotation, cellular component: myosin complex.